Molecule: messenger RNA, 3039 nt
Organism: Kwoniella botswanensis
Lineage: Eukaryota; Fungi; Basidiomycota; Tremellomycetes; Tremellales; Cryptococcaceae
Exons: 2
Coding region: 1-3039 (1012 amino acids)
Source: RefSeq, a predicted model, not a curated record
AUGUCCCGCCCUACACCUCGACCGACUUAUGCCCCCGACCCUAACGGAUGGAUAGACACCAUCCCCUCAUCAUCCUCUUCAUCCCGUCGACCGACACAACGUCCGUUGCUAUCGUUCAACCACGGUAUAGCUACACCUUUGAGCUCGGGAUAUAAAUCGGCCAAACCUGGACCUGGACCCAGUGCAAGUGCAAACAUCAGAAAGCGACUGUACGAUCAAACGCCUCUGGGACAGGUGAAAGAUAGACAAGGAACUCUGAAUAGGUACUUGAAUACUCCUUCAACGAUGUCCGACAAGGAACGUAAACUACCGCUGAGCGAUAAAGAUGCACCUGUACAAUCUCAUAAUUCGGUCAGAAGCGGGUUGAUCUUUGGUAGCAAUCAGAGAAAUCAGACGGACCAGGGACAAGGGCGAGGUGUUCAAGGAAGUAAAUUAAAGGUUCGGGAUGAUUUUUGGCACUCCGAUGAUGCAGAAGAAGAAGAUUUGCAGAAGAAGGCAACUUUAAUGAUGGCUAGUCAGAUCAGGGGUAAAUCUCAGAGGAAGGUUUUGGAAAAAGAGAAUCAAGUGCGGUUACCGCCCAUCAGUCAGCAGCGAUCUCUCAAGAAGGAUGAAGUCGCAUCUGCGAAGACCCAUAAAAAGACGGAUGAUCGGCCUGAAAUUUCUUCGUCGAGCAGACGGAGGACAUCUGAGAUUGUUAGGAAUGUUAUAGAGCCCUCUUUGCCGCCUCCGGCACAAUCGACCAGAUCUCACGACAAAUCACUAAGAUCGCAAGAACGUGGCAUGACCGGAACACCCGCCCAAUCUACUCGUUCUCACCACCACAGAUCACCUUCACCUACGCCUCCUCGGAAGUCUCCUUCACUACCUGAACUCACACCAUCACUAUCACCCGAGCCGGAAACUGAACCUACUCAGCCUCGUGCGCCCUCAUCAUCCCCUGGUCCAUUCGAUCCGUUGCCUCCUACAGAGCGUACACCUUUGAUUUCAAAAAUUUCUUCACCACCACCACCACCUAUCACACCUAUACCCGAUUGGGUCAUGAACAACCACCGACAAGUGAACGGUAGGAACCCUUCACAGUUCGCUGCUAUCCCUUCGCCCUGGCGUAGGAGGGACGAGCACCCACAUCCGCCUGAUGACGAGCCACCCCAGGCUAGCGACGGGAAGAUGAAAAAGAGGAAACGGGAGAUUAGCAAAGAGGAAGAGGUCAAUAGAAGAGUUCUUUUAGCUGCUCAUGAGAAAAGGCAUAAGACGCCUUCACCGGGGAAAAAGGAGAAGAAAUUGGUCGAUUUGUCUUCUUCUGAUCCCCCGGGUUCCGAACCUAUGCUUGAAAACGAAGAAAAGAAAGCUCCCAGCGAGACUCCCUCUCCCUCAAACAAACGAUCAAAAGCAAGUGGGAGGGAAGGAAGAAAAGCGUUGACACCUAUCAAAGUCAAUGCGUUGAGAGGUACGAUCAGUUCUUCAAAUAUCGGCAGAAAGCCUUCGCAGCAAUCUCCCUUCACACCUCGCAGCAGACCGAGGAAAGGUCUACCCAUACCUGUUUCACCACUACCGCGAGAUUCUAUAAUGCAAAUGCAAAGAGAUCAAUAUACCGAAAGGGAAAGGUCGUUAUCACCUUCACCUAUCAAGGCUACUUCCAAAGUAUUUCCAAGAUUAUCAGGCAAAUCACCUUCCUCUGCUACUGAUCUUACCAAUCGAAUAGACGAGGUUGAAGAGAGAGAGCAAUUACAUGCAAGAUUGAAUAAAGCAGAGAAUGUUGGUAGAGGCUCUGAACCGCCCCAUACUCCUCGGAAGCCCUCUCCUAAGAGGUAUCAUCGUCAGAUCACUUCUUCUAGAGCUCGAUCCAUCCGACCCAGAUUGACGGAAAGGCAGGAAACACUUUUCGUACUACCUGAUCCGCCUGCCCAACCUCGAUUCCCUACGCCUCGACGAGGAGGAAAAGCGGAUGAUGGUCCUAGGGAAUGGAAAGCCGCUGAGAUGGAGCCUGAGACACUAUUAUAUUGGGGGUUGGAUCAUGAGUCUGUGGACACUAAGGAUGGGAUUGAAGCUCAAGAUAAUGCAUUGCCUGAAGAAGAAGUGGCGCAGGAGCAAGAUGAACGGGAUAGGGUACAGAGCCAAUCUCCAACUCCCGAACCUCCCCUGUUCAGUCCGGGUUUGGAGGAUCAUUCGCCGGAGCACGGGAAGGACAGAAGACCAAGUUUCGGGCAUAGAUGGUCAAGUAAAAGCAUUGAGCCUACUGCCCUAUCUCAAGACUUUCCUAGACUAUUGGCUUCUUCCCCCACUCCUUCGAACAAGGAGGACAAAUCCCCCUCUCGUUCCUCUCCAUCAUUAGCUGGGAGGCGUCACGAUGGUACGGAUAAUGCGACACGGGAAGACCCUCAAUCAGAUGCGAUGAAACCGAAACCUGCCUCGAGCUCACAAUGGGAUCAUCUUAAUCGUGGAAUUCUAGCCGCUGGUACAUCACAACCACCGAAAGCUUCUCAGAAGCAGAAUAAGAAGAGAAAAUCCCGCUCAACUGCCGACGAAAAGGAACAACAGAGUAAACUUGCUUCGUUUGGAUUUUUCAAUGAUAGACCUAACAAAAGGAUGAAUAGGGAUUUUGAGAAGAAAUGGGAAGAUGAGGAAGAUCUUGAUAUUGAUAUACCUGAGGACGACCAGGUCAUCGAAGCUGGCCAGGAAGAAGAGAAAGGCAAAGGCAAGAAAUUGGAUAAAGUACCUUCACCACCUCUUCAUCCUUCUUUACGACCUGCUGGGAUCAGAGAACUGCAAAGGCGAGAAGGGGAGAAAUCUAGAUCUGGGUUUAGGGGAUCACCAGAUCAAGGAAUUACUCCAAAUAGGAAGAACACUACUACCACCGCUGCUGCUGCUGCUAUAACUUUGUCAUCGCCCGAACCACCUUUAUUUGAUGUGCGCACAUCCAGUCUGACGAGCGGUACUGGUAGCUCUCAGACUAGUUGGUCAAAGACUCCUGGAUCGACGAGAGAAUGGUGGGACAAGUUGGGUAACAGACGGACGAGCGAGUUUGGUACUAUGGAAUGA